Messenger RNA from Papaver somniferum (opium poppy), 1113 nucleotides. RefSeq lists its product as uncharacterized. Gene Ontology annotation, cellular component: cytoplasm. Lineage: Eukaryota; Viridiplantae; Streptophyta; Magnoliopsida; Ranunculales; Papaveraceae. Gene Ontology annotation, molecular function: oxidoreductase activity. The coding region runs from base 279 to 1001 and encodes 240 amino acids. The transcript is spliced from 8 exons. The record is from RefSeq and is a predicted model, not a curated record.
UCAAUUAUCAAACACUGGGAUUUGGUCACGCUGCUUCUUCUUCAGAAACAAUAAGCCAAACCCUAAUAAGUCCCUUCCCUCUUUCUCAAGAAAUCCAAAAUAUCCAUCUUCUUAUAUGAAGACUAUGGUGUUAUCUUCUUCUUCUUUUAACUCCUCUACCAUUUUAGAACGACCUCUCAAGUUCGCAGUACUUGGUGCUGGUUUUGCUGGAUUAUCUGUGGUUUGGAAUCUUUUACAGCAUACUUCUAAGGACUCGCGUAUAUGCAUUGAUAUCUACGAUGAAACCGGCAUUGGAGGUGGUGCUUCUGGGAUUUCCGGAGGACUUCUUCAUCCUUAUUCCCCUAAAGUUUGUUGCAGCUAAGCUUCUAUGGAAAGGCGCAGAGUGCUGGAAAGAGUCUUUAGAUUUGUUAAACAUUGCUGAGAGGGCUAAUACUUCGAAGGAUCCCAGCAUUGAAACACAAAAUUUGGUUUGGAGAAGGGGAAUCUUGAGACCGGUAAUAAACACAAAGAAAAUGGAUAUAUUGAAAGAGAAUUCCCAGAACUUCCUUGAGAGUUGCAGAUUACUUUCCAUAGAUAAAUAUGGUGCACAAAAACUUGUACCUGACAUAUGUGUGCCUUUGGAUUCUGCCAUCUAUAUGCCUCAAGCUGUUAAUGUCCAUCCACCGCGAUAUCUUCAGGCACUAUUCACAGCUUGUAAAAACCUAGUGAAUGAUUUGGCUGCGUUGGGCUAUGACACAAAAGAGAUAAACUUGCUCCAAAAGUCUGUUCAUUCACUCCUCGAACUAUCAGGGGAAUACGACGCAGUGAUUGUGUGUCUAGGUGCUAAAGCAGACAUGGUUCAAGAACUUUCUGGAAGGAUCCCUUUGAGGACAUGCAGGGGUGUAGUCGCUCACCUUGAGUUGCCUCAUGAUGUCAUGGGGAAAGAAUAUGGAGAUCACAGCCCGUCUAUCUUAUCAGAUGCAUGGCUAGCAAUCCAAGGUCCACGAAAGUUCACUGUCUAGCUAGUAGUUCCGGUUACUUCUCACUAAGCAAGGUUCAAGACCUCAUGGACAUCAUUGCCUAAAUGGUAUUUUCCGUACUCUGAUUUUUCGUUUUUUACCGAUAUUUCAUUCA